This is a messenger RNA of Caenorhabditis sp. 36 PRJEB53466, 812 nucleotides long. NCBI's taxonomy places the organism in Eukaryota, Metazoa, Nematoda, Chromadorea, Rhabditida, Rhabditidae. The record is from the annotation of a GenBank genome assembly.
AUGAAUCUUCCAUUCCGCGAGGCGAACGCCCCGGGAUCCCCGUCCGCUUCGCUGAAAUCAAUCAAUCUGAGUGUUGCGGAGAGACAGUGCAUAUGUGCGAGUUGGGAAAAGUGAGUGAAAUGAAGGCGUUCUUCUUGAAACCGCCAAUGUUCCAGAGCCUCCACGCAGUCAGACAUCGGAUGCGAACUCGUCGCACGGCUUCUCAACGACAACAGAACCCGUUUCCGUGCACUUCUCGGUAAUUUUCAAGGUGAAUAGACAGUAAACAAAGGUUUCUUUUUCAGAAUGUAAGUCCGGUAGUUUUUUGGGCAGUGUGAACUACACGACAGACGACGUCAACAAUAUGAAGAGGGCCCGAUCUGUGGCCGAUGGAGUCAACUGUUUCUUUAACAAAGUCAUUUCGAAGCUGAUGGAUAAGGACUACAUCGCAGAGAUCCAGGACCUUUCUCUCCAGCUCGGGGCCAUGCACUUCCGGAUGAAAGUGUGGUUCCAGGCGGAGAAUUGGCUGUGUGUCAAGAAUUGUCUACUGGAUUCAGUCGUCUCCGCUCUCCUUAAAGACACAAAAGGCACUUACGUGAUCUGCGGAGGCCUCAAGAAGGUUCAGACCGUCGAGAAGCACGUCACUCACGCGUGGUUCAAGUUCGUUCAGUUUAUCAUCCAGAACAUGAAGAAAGGAUUUCUGGCCGUGAGUGAUAAAGAUGUCCUCCUCUCUAACUCGCUGCUUUCAGGAAGCACUGAACGCGGACUCGCAUGCUCCUCCGAAGACUGAAUGUGCCUCUCCGUGCUCCACCGCCAGCAACCACAGCAUCUGA